AUGGAUGAAUAUCUUCAUAUGGAUUCUCAAGUUGGUUCUAGUUUGAUAUCUGAUUUCUCUUCAUUCAUUGGCAAAGUUGGGGAGGGAGAUUUGACAAAUAAAUUUACCACAAAUGAAAUAGUUCGUUCACAGGAGCACUUAAUUACAUGGCUACUGGUGUACGGGGGAAGAAAAGCGUUUGUCAUACUUGGAUGUGAAAGAGGGGGGAAAUAUCGGAAAUACAAAGCCCAUGCGGUGCCUAGUGUAUACGGCACUCGUAAAUGUGAGUGUCCGUUUAGAUUAAAAGGUAAACCAGGUUCAGACGGUGAUGGAUGGGUGUUGAAGGUGGUGUGUGGACAUCACAACCAUGAUUUGGCUGAAACUUUAGUUGGACAUCCUUAUGCUGGCAGGUUAAAUAUGAGUGAGCAGUCAUUACUGAGUAAUUUCACAUGGGCUUUCGAAAAGCUGAAAUGUUUAUUUUUAACAUCUGAGGGUGGUCCUAAAGUCAUUGUCACUAACCGAGACUUGGCUUUGAUGAAUGUCAUUGCAAAUGUAUUCCCUGAGUCAUAUCAGAUGUUAUGUGAGUUCCACAUCCUUAAAAAUGUUGAAGCUAAAUGCAAAAUGUUAGUUCAUUCUACUAAGGUUUGGGGUGUGUUGAUGGAUGCAUGGCAAAAUGUGAUGGAUUGUAAUGAUGAGAGCUUGUUUGCUGAUACAUACUUUGUAAAGUUUUGGACGAACAAAGUAAUGCAUUUAGAGAACAUAACCACAAAUAGGGUUGAGUUUUUUCAUUGGAGUUUGAAGAAAGUUCUGGGCAAUAGUAUGGGUGAUUUGUGUUCUUGUUGGGAUAGUAUUCAUAACGUUGUUAUCUUACAACACAACAAGAUUAAGGCGUCAUUUGAAAGAACACGAUAUGAUGUUGGAUUGAUCCCUCUGGGUGAAUUUCAUAUCAUGUGGCGAAGAUUGCAUUUCUCAAAUGUUGAAUUAAAUGAAACUGAGCCCGAGUUAUCCAUUAAAGAUGAGUCGAAACAAGUACAAGAACGAUUCAAUGAGGUUGACAUUGGAGGUAAAAUCACCAUCAAGCAAAAGUUACUUGAAAUUACUUGUCCUACAUUGACAUCAAUGGUCCCUCCAUUACAUAAAGUCAAGACAAAGGGUGCUAAAAAAAGUAAAGUUCAACGAAGAGAAAGGUCUACUAUGCGGGAUCCAUCAUAUUUUGAGUAUGUCGAUGCCUUUCAUUCAACCAUAGAAUCUUCAACUGUGAAAAGUAAAUUACAAUCAAAGCCAAAUGUAGUGAAGAAAAAGAAAGUUCCAAUGAUAGACCAGUUUCAUUCUAUUACUCACCCAUUCAUUGUGGACGUUGUUGAUGUUGUGGCUAAUGGUCACUGUGGAUAUAGAUGCAUUGCUGCCUCGUUGGGACUCGGAGAAGAUUCAUGGCCCGUUAUCAGAAAUGAUUUGUACAAAGAACUCAGCCAAUGGCGUGAUGAAUACGCAAGCCUAGUAGGAGGGUAUGAUAAACUAGAAGAACUGAGGAACUCUUUGUUGAUUACGAAGUCACAGUCGAUGGUUAACAUGAAUAAAUGGAUGACAUUACCAGACAUUGGUUAUGCAAUUGCUAACCGAUAUAAUGUCAUAUUAGUGUGUAUGUCAUCAUCUCAAAAUUAUACUAUCUUCCCACUACGUUCCACACCACCUUCUAAUAUAAAUCAACAUCGGUUAAUUUGUAUAGGACAUGUUCAUGGAUGUCAUUUCGUGCAGGUUAAGUUACAAGAAGAUUGUCCUUUGCCCAUGGUCAAUACCAUCUCCUCAACCCAAUGUUAUCCUGAGGCACGAGCGUGGUCAUCUAUGUAUACUAGUAGGAUGCAAACAUUUGCACACCUGAUGGGCGUAACGACAUCUUAUGUUGACUUGGGUGAUGCAUGA
Molecule: messenger RNA, 1899 nt
Organism: Vigna angularis (adzuki bean)
Lineage: Eukaryota; Viridiplantae; Streptophyta; Magnoliopsida; Fabales; Fabaceae
Exons: 8
Coding region: 1-1899 (632 amino acids)
Source: RefSeq, a predicted model, not a curated record